This is a messenger RNA of Phragmites australis (common reed), 2043 nucleotides long. RefSeq names its product serine/threonine-protein kinase RIPK-like. The record is from RefSeq and is a predicted model, not a curated record. The transcript has 4 exons. NCBI's taxonomy places the organism in Eukaryota, Viridiplantae, Streptophyta, Magnoliopsida, Poales, Poaceae. Gene Ontology annotation, biological process: protein phosphorylation. The coding region runs from base 284 to 1693 and encodes 469 amino acids. Gene Ontology annotation, molecular function: protein kinase activity; ATP binding.
GCGCCCCGCGACAGGGUCAAGGCAAGGCAGAGGCGUGGGUCCGUUCUGUUAGGACGUCGCACGGGUGGGCGACCGGCUCCAGCUCCCUGCGCCUCCGCUAUAUAUGCGCCACUAGGCGCGUGUGCUUCCCCAGCUAUCUCUCUCCCCCCGCCGAUCUAUUCUUCUCUCCAAAGUCCAGGCGCACAGCGAUCAUUUCGGCGGCGCGAGCAAGCAAGCGCAUUUGAAUCCAUAUCCAGCCGUCGUUGUCCGAUCAGUUCUUGGUUUCUUGGAGUUAACGUACGUGAUGGCCGCGCAGCCGUGGAGGUCGCUGCUCUGCUGCGUGGGCGGCGGGGGCGCGGAUGAGGACGGGCUGCCGUCGCCGCGGCAGAGGAGGAGAAGGGGGGACCGGGAGAGGCUGCUGCUGCUGCCGUCGUCGGCGUCGCGGGUGUCGCUGUCGAGCCUGAGCUCGUCGGGGACUCUCACGCCGGAGGACCUGUCGAUCACGCUGUUCGGGUCCAACCUGCACGCCUUCACCUACGCCGAGCUGAGGGCGGUCACGGCCGGCUUCUCCCGCGCCAACUACCUCGGCUGCGGCGGGUUCGGCCCCGUGUACAAGGGCCGCGUCGACGCCUCGCUGCGCCCGGGCCUGGACGCGCAGGAGGUGGCCGUCAAGUACCUCGACCUCGACUGUGGCACGCAGGGACACAAGGAGUGGCUGGCCGAGGUGUUCUUCCUUGGGCAGCUGAGGCACAAGAAUCUAGUGAAGCUGAUCGGCUACUGCUACGAGGACGAGCACCGGAUGCUGGUGUACGAGUACAUGAGCAACGGCAGCCUGGAGAAGCACCUCUUCAAAAAUCUCGACGGUUCCAUGCCAUGGAUGACGAGGAUGAAGAUCGCCGUCGGCGCCGCGAAGGGCCUCGCGUUCCUCCACGACGCCGACACGCCGGUCAUCUACCGCGACUUCAAGGCCUCCAACAUCUUGCUGGACUCGGACAACAACACCAAGCUGUCCGACUUUGGGCUCGCGAAGGAUGGGCCUCAGGGCGACGCUACUCACGUCACGACGCGUGUCAUGGGGACAAACGGGUACGCGGCGCCGGAGUACAUCAUGACGGGACACCUGACUGCCAAGAGCGACGUCUACAGCUUCGGAGUGGUGCUCUUGGAGCUCUUGUCCGGCCGUCGGUCCGUCGACCGUGCUCGACGGCGCAGGGAGCAGAGCCUGGUGGACUGGGCUAGGCCCUACCUGAAGAAGUCCGACAAGCUUUACCGGGUCAUGGACCCGGCCAUGGAGUGCCAGUACUCGUGCCAAGGAGCGGAACGGGCCGCCAUGGUGGCGUACAAGUGCCUGAGCCAGAACUCGAAGUCUAGGCCCACCAUGAGGGAGGUGGUCCAGGCCCUCGAGCCCAUACUAGACAUGGACGACUACUUUCAGGUGGGCCCAUUCGUGUUCACCGUCGUAGUGGAAAACAACGACAAGUCGAAUGAGAGCAAGGGCAAGCUGGUUGAUGGCGGGAAGCAGGCUGACAUGAGGAUCGAGACGACAGUGAAUGAGAAGUACCAGAGCCACCAGGACCGGCACCGGCAGAAGUUUCCGAACUCGGCGGUCCACGCUGACGUGGUGCUGCACCGGGACGGCGAUGUCGGGCCGCACAUCAGCUCGCUGCGGCAGCACCGGAGGACACCGAGCUACCUCAGGGAGAGGGGAGCGUAGGGCGGACAAGAGUUUUUGAAGGAAGCAGCGAAUGGGAAGAAGAUGUACAUAAUUAGGCUAGACUGUAGAGGGUUGUGACACAAGUCACACCACACCUCAUUGGUUUGGUUACGAGAUUUGUUGGUUCCAUUAUUUUGUUCUUGAUAUUGAUAUAUACUUGGUGCCAAUUUCGUCAAAAUUUUGUGAAUUUUAAGGAAAACUAAAUAUCUAAUUUUGGAAUUUUUUUCACUGGCAUAUGAGAUCCAUAAAGCAAAGACAAAAACUGACUGAAAUUUCACGAAUUUCGCCCUCUUCACCGAAGCUACUUCUUCUUCUCACUCUCCUUCUUGAGCUGCUCUGAGCUCUUCAUC